AUGAUUCGAUGCCCGAGGAUCGACCCAAGCAAGCUAGAUCGCGAAAAUCUUCGGGCGAUUCUCGAAAGAUCUGAUUCCAAUGACCGCGAAGAACUUUCGGGCAGGUCGGAGUGGAGCGGCGUUUCAGUGGACAGUGAUGACAGAAUCAUCGUGCUCAACGUUACCAACAGGACCCUCUCGGGAGAGCUGCCAGCCGCGCUCUUCGAGAUAUCGAACCUCGAGUACCUACACGCCACCUCGAACCUCUUCACCGGCGCCAUCCCCGACACCAUCGGUGGUCUCAAACGGUUGGUCUCACUCAAGCUCGACCACAACAGCUUGACGGGACGAAUACCGGGCUCGUUGACCCGCCUCACCAGUCUAACAGCUCUCGAUUUUGCAUGGAACAAGCUGACAGGAACAAUCCCGAUGAAGAUCGGCACCAUGACCUCCCUCCGCAAGCUUAGCCUAGGCGCAAACAAGCUGAACGGUGCAAUCCCCAGAGAGCUGGCUUCGCUGCACUUCCUCGUCGAGCUGCGCUUACGAGAGAACAGGCUUGCGGGAAAAAUUCCACCGAUGUUGGGGAACAUGCAGUCACUCCAGGUGCUCGACUUGACCUCGAAUGUCCUUCAAGGUCAUAUUCCCGAGAGCCUGGAUAACCGAGUUGUCGGAGGUAUUCCCGAGCCUCUGAGCAAAUUGGAAGACCUGCAAAGUCUUGAUUUGUCACGCAACAAGCUCGCAGGGAAGAUACACCCUCAUGUUUUGAGCGCGCUCUCUUCAUCUUUGGUGUACCUCAAUCUCGGCCACAACGCCUUCGAAGGGGACCUCCCGGUUUCCCCCCUUUCUCCUCACUCUGCGGGAGGUAGGGUGCGGAGAGGAUCAACCUCCGGCUCUCCAUCUGAAGGACAAGGAAGGAGCAGCAGGAGGAGAAGGAGUGAGUCCGCGGCAGGGGUUGUGUCUGCUUCUCCACUCUCCUACUUGAACCUUUGCCACAACAAGUUCACUGGGCGUGUUUCCGAGGAAAUAGGAAGCCUCACCUCUCUGGAGACCCUGGAUUUGUCUCACAAUAAGCUUGAAGGCGGCCUUCCACCCGACAUUAGGAGCUGCAUCUCCCUGAGGGUACUGUCCUUGUCUCGGUGUGGCCUCUCCGGGAUCCUGGAAGGAGACGACGGAGGGGGGCUGGGAAGGCUGAGCUCGUUGGAAACUCUGCGACUCGAUGGAAACACUUUUCACGGGAUUGUACCUGCGGCGCUCGGCAACUUGGCGCACCUCGAAGUUCUUCAGCUACAGUGUAAUUGUUUCAGCGGGUAUCUGCCUUCGACGCUAGGGCAGCUGGAUCGGUUGUGGGCACUCACAGUUCGGGACAACAAUCUCUCGGGCAGGGUCCCCGAAUCCCUGGGCUGCUUAACUGGACUGCGCUCUCUCCGCCUCGAGGAGAACCCCUCUCUCCGAGGUCCUAUUCCCGACCAGCUGGCGUCCGGAGUGAAUUGCAACGUUCGCGCGGACCAGCCAGUGCUGGACGACACGGAGGCGACCAUGCUCGGUUCGAGAUUGGACGAGUGGUUUCUGAUGCCGCGGAAGGCACGUGGGAAAAGCUGA
Messenger RNA from Ectocarpus siliculosus, 1578 nucleotides. Lineage: Eukaryota; Phaeophyceae; Ectocarpales; Ectocarpaceae. The record is from the annotation of a GenBank genome assembly.